This is a messenger RNA of Hemibagrus wyckioides, 1132 nucleotides long. RefSeq names its product regakine-1-like. Bases 87 to 338 code for a protein of 83 amino acids. The transcript has 3 exons. Lineage: Eukaryota; Metazoa; Chordata; Actinopteri; Siluriformes; Bagridae. The record is from RefSeq and is a predicted model, not a curated record. Gene Ontology annotation, cellular component: extracellular region. Gene Ontology annotation, molecular function: chemokine activity. Gene Ontology annotation, biological process: immune response.
AGAUCUGCCUUUAGGUGAAGAAUUCUAUAAAAUGAGUCAGUAAAACUCGAGAGAAGUUAUCAGAGCUUCACACACCUGCUGAGAACAUGAUGAUGAGUCGUGUGUUUCUGGUCCUGGGCUUCGUCCUGAUCAUGGCGCUCUACUCAGACUCUCAGCCUGAGGCCCUAAACUCUGAGAUCUGCUGUUUCGAAUUCUUCACUGGCAAAAUUCCUGCCAAAAACAUCCUGAAUGUUAAAAAGACAGGAUCACACUGUCCACAGCAAGGCUUUGUCGUUACUACUGUUAAUUCCCCCGGUCUGUGUGUUCGUGAUGUCAGCGUCGAAGGACAAAAAACUUAAUGCUGCAAAUGAGAUGCAACACACACACACACACAUACACACACUUGCUUCAUAAAGUUCAAGCUUUAGCCAUUUUCUGACCAUUUUUAACAAUGCUUAAUGAUAAUAUUGUUGGUUAAUGAAGUGCAGAUUCAAAUAAAGUUAUCAUUUGCACCACUGAGUGAACUGCAUGAUUUAUUAACAGAAACAUUACUGUGAUCACAGUGGCGGACCGUCAGGGCCAGCAAGGCCUUCUCUGCUGGCCUAAACAGCAGUGAUCUAAAUCACUGACUUGCAUUUUAAUAUACAGUAUUUAAUAUAUUUUUGCAUGAAUGUGUAUUUAAUUAUUCCCAAUAGUCUAUUCUCUACAUUUCAUAACUUUUCUCUCAGUUGCGCUGCUUCCAGUAGUGUAUAUUUAUGAUAAGAGUAUUUAUCCAAUCAUAUUUCAGACAGUGGCUGACAUCAUGUUUUGCCCGGCCGUAAGGCCUUCAGAAUCAAUAGUGCAGGCGCCGGUAGCUUAAAAUAAGUGGCAAUGAAAUUGUUACCUUAACCAAUUAGAUUUCGAGUUGGCAUCACAGGGGCCAUCUAUCAGGCAUACGAUUACGUCAGCAAUUUCCCGUCCUUUGGAUAACUGGAGUAGUCAGAGGCAGUGACCCGCCCAUAUACAUUAUUUCUAUAUUCGCUGCAUCUCAUUUCGGGUGCUGUGUCCUCCAGAGAUUGCAGUUGAUGUGUGUCUGUGUGUUUGAACUUGCUUCAUAAAGUUCAAGCUUUAGCCAUUUACUGACCAUUUUUAACAAUGCUUAAUGAUGUUAUUG